Messenger RNA from Perognathus longimembris pacificus (Pacific pocket mouse), 1821 nucleotides. It is a transcript of the gene Rassf4, whose product is annotated as Ras association domain family member 4. The transcript has 11 exons. Lineage: Eukaryota; Metazoa; Chordata; Mammalia; Rodentia; Heteromyidae. Gene Ontology annotation, biological process: signal transduction. The record is from RefSeq and is a predicted model, not a curated record. The coding region runs from base 176 to 1141 and encodes 321 amino acids.
GGGGCGGGGAGACCUCGGCGCAGCCUCCUCCGGAGCCGCGGGCACUGCGGGCUGGGCUUCAGCUGGCGCCGCCCUCGGGUGCAGGCACAGGCUCCGGCUUGGCCCAGGCAGGGACUUCUGGAUCGCGCGGUGACCGCCUGCAGGUGUUCUCCAGGUCUGCAGACAGAAGCUGAAGAUGAAGGAGGAUGGUUCACCCAGCUGUCAGGUGCCCAUCAGCGACAACAAGCACAUUCUCAAGUCUGAGCUCUUAAGCCUGCUGAAGACCUACAAUUGCUACCAUGAAGGCCGAAGCUUCCAGCUCCGACACCGAGAGGAAGACGGGGCUGUGGUCAUUGAGGGGCUUCUGAACAUCGCCUGGGGGCUCCGGCGGCCCAUCCGGCUUCAGAUGCAGGACGACCACGAACGCAUGCACUUGCCCUCCCUCUCCUGGACGCAGCCACAGCCCAACGGCUCCUGCAAGGAGACCCCACUCCAAGAUGACCGGGGCACCACUGAGAGGCCAGACGCUCAGCCAGGGCACAAGACCAAAAGUUCCCGAGAUGGUCCAGGAUCCCUGGAAGAGGAUGAGGAGAUCCCACAGCUGCUGCGAACCCAGAGCGAUGCCAGCUGCAUGGUCCAGAGGAGGCCCAAGUCCCGCACCCCUGGCGAGGCCCAACAGGUGCGGAGACACCGCUUCUCCAUCAACGGGCACUUCUAUAAUCACAAGACCUCCGUAUUCACUCCUGCCUAUGGGUCCGUGACCAAUGUGAGGGUCAACAGCACUAUGACCACCCUCCAGGUGCUUACACUGCUGCUAAACAAGUUCCGGGUGGAAGACGGCCCCAGUGAGUUUGCGCUCUACAUUGUCCAUGAAUCUGGUGAAAGGACCAAGUUAAAGGACUGUGAGUACCCACUGAUUUCCAGAAUCCUGCACGGACCUUGUGAGAAGAUUGUCAAGAUCUUCCUGAUGGAAGCUGAUCUGGGUGAAGAAGUGCCUCACGACGUCGCCCAGUACAUUAAGUUUGAAAUGCCAGUGCUGGACAGUUUUGUUGAAAAGUUAAAAGAAGAGGAAGAGAGAGAAAUAAUCAAACUUACCAUGAAGUUCCAAGCCCUUCGUUUGACGAUGCUACAACGCCUGGAACAGCUGGUGAAGGCCAAGUAGCCAGCCCACACCUGGCUCUUCCCAUGUCCCCAGUGGCAGCCACAUGAGGAGUCCAAGUGGCCCAAUACAGACUGGCUACUGACAUCCCUGCAGGAGCCCAGCACCUGUGCUUCUACCCUGCCCCAAGCCCAAGUAGCCUUUCUGUAUCUCUCUCCUCAGCCCUGUGGGAACCCCUUCCAGGGAGCAGAUGGGCCAUGCCAGCUGAGGUCUGUAUGUGAGGCUGGCCUAUCACUGUGCACCAGCCACAUGUGUAGGGCUGACUGGCAUGGCAACCCUGUUCAUACACCUCUCCUGCUCAGGAGAGCAGCACCUGACCCAUCCUUCAGGGCCUGGCCUGUACCUGCUUGCCCAGAGCUCCUGUCAUCGUCCACAUGAACCACAGGAUCCGUCUCCUCCUGCACAUGUGCAGAGCAGAGCUGCCAGCCAUAACGCCCCCACAGCAUCCCUGACCUUUCAUGGCCCGGCACCUCUCCCUCCAGUGCAGAUGUGCGAUCUGCACUACAACCACUGGGACCCCAUCUGACAUCUGCAGAAGUGUCUUGACUUCUCACAAGACCCACAGAAUUCUGUGUGUAUAUGUAUGUAUGCACACACAUGUGCAAACACCUGCAUGUGCCAGUACUGGAGCUUGAACUCAGGGGGCUGGCUGUGCCCCUUAGCUUUUCCACUUGAGCCACAGU